Messenger RNA from Ostrea edulis (European flat oyster), 1737 nucleotides. RefSeq lists its product as uncharacterized. Lineage: Eukaryota; Metazoa; Mollusca; Bivalvia; Ostreida; Ostreidae. The transcript has 3 exons. Bases 615 to 1151 code for a protein of 178 amino acids. The record is from RefSeq and is a predicted model, not a curated record.
CACGCAUUCAUGGAGAGAUAAUUGUGAUCUGCUAAAGAUUAAGUAAUAAAUUUAGAAUACUAAAUACUGAAUAAUACAGGAAAUCUAUUAAACUAUAAUACCGUGUAAAAACGUAAGGCACACAUGCAAUUUGAUUAAAAUACACAGCGCUAUUUGAGAGAUCUGUAUUUUAAUCAGAUUGGCACACAUGUUUACACAGAAUGCAGAUUGUGUGUACCACGCCUUUUUGUGGAAUCUCUCUCUCUCUCUCUCUCUCUCUCAGAAUAUAGUGGAACAUAUUUUUCACUUUUUUUAAUCAAUUAAAAAUUUAACGCAUACAAUCGAAAUAUUGAGUGCAGAGUAGGAUAUAUUCUCUUAAUAUAGCCCCACAAAACUAGUUUCCUCCUUCCAUGAUUUAAUCACUGAGCAUAAAGGCGCACGCUCCGGAGAUAUAUAAGAUUGUGGGCGGCCGCUCUGAAGGAAUUUUGGCGCUGAAUCAUCACACAGUGGAUAUUUUGUCACGGUGUGUGUGCUUACUUGAAACUUCCAUUGCUUUCCCGAGGGAUAAGUUACAUUUCGUUUAGGAUAUUAUCAUACCGUGCAGUCAAUAUCGAUAUUUACUGACCGUCGCAGCCAUGUUGGUGAUGUCUACGUUGUUGAAGGUGGCCCUGGGCCUCCUUAUUGGGGCCACGAUCUGUCAACUUUUGGGCUUUGCUUGUCCUUAUUGGGUGUCCUGGUCAUAUGGAAAUUACGGGCUCUGGCAAUACUGCAGGGACGGCCUCGGAUGUUCCGAAGGUUAUGGUGGUGGAUCUAUGGGCGCGAUCCGGGCCUUUGAGACGAUCGCCUUCAUUCUGCUGGUCAUCAUCUUGAUUUUGUUGUUGGUCCACAUCUGCGCCAGCCCCAACCUCCAACUGGUACUGGCCUCUGCCAUUUGCGCAUUUGUAGCAGCCGGCCUGAUCAUCUUAGGAAUUUUGAUAUUUGUGAUUGACCAGACCAAACAUAAUUUGUCGUGGGCUUUCGCUCUCUGUAUCAUCGCUGCCAUCCUCGCCCUCAUCGGCGGAAUCCUCCUCAUUGUAGAUCGACGAUCUCAUGUCAUCAUCGUCGGCGGAUCUAGCGGGGGCGCGGUGCGAACUACCCGCACCACCACGACAGUCACCGUGGCUCGGAGAUAGAUAUGCUACCUUCAUAACUGCAAGAUAUCUUGCAUAAUAUAGUUUUAUUUAAUUUCAUCCGCAGAAGUCGGAACAGUUUAUUCAAUCAAAGCUGCUGAUAAUAGAUACACAUACCUUUCUUGUCUUCAUUUUGAAUAUAUAUGUCGGCUAUAUUUUUGCAUAUAUAUAUAUCCUCGUGCCAUAUAUUUUCGACGGAGUUACUGCCCUUGUCCCAGCCUCUAAUGUUUGCCUUAUGUAGUUUCCUUUUAAUACUUGAUUUAAGAAAAUUAGCAAAGAACUAACUUUUCCUGCUUGAAAUCAAUAAUAAAUUAAAAGUUUACUUGCAUAAAAUUGAGCACGGAAAAUGACUGACAUUUAUAUAUGUUUAUAAGAGGAAAUUAUUAAACACCACAAAUUUUUACGAGAGCAAGAAGGAAGUCUUUUGACAGAAAUAGCCUAAGUAUUGAAGUGCCUAUUUUUACUGAAAUGAAGCAAGAUAGAUUAUUUUACAUUUCUCUUUAUAUAUAUACAUAUAUGAAAUUGUGUUUUUAGAUUUAUUUUUUUUUCUGAGUUUUGUAUGUAAUAAAAUUAAAUUUUUUAGGGAAAA